AUGGAGGAAGUGGAAGACCUUAUUGAUAAGGUUGUUGUGACUGAGACUAUGUCCAUCUCUCUGAGUCAUCUAGUGUUUUCCCUGCAGAAGUAUAAAAACUUCCCCAGAGGCAUUACGAUGUACGCCAACAAUGAGGAGGUAUCGCCACACAAUAACAUCUCCAAAUGCAGGGUGUCUGUUCAAAUGCCAGGAGAGCUGGACACUGGAUCAGACUUCUCAAUUGCAUUUUGCCUGCUUACCUGGCCGGAAAAAGAUUGGAUGACACCAGGAGCCUCAGAUGAACUGUAUCAGAACACAAUGGUUGGUCUGAAAGUGAGUGGUAAGAAGAUUUCAGGACUACGGGAGCGUGUCAACAUCACCAUGGUUCUUGAUAUCAACAUAAAUGACACCCGAGUACCCUCCUGUGUGUUUUACAAUUUUACAAAUAAGGAUUAUAGCUCUGUUGGCUGCCAAACCUUUUGGAAACGUGGUGAGGUACAGGUCACCUGCUCCUGCGACCACCUCACAUACUUCGGCGUGCUCAUGGUGUCUGCUCCCCUUUCAGCUAAGCACCAGAAGAUCCUGACAUACAUUAGUCAAAUUAGCUGUGGUCUUUCUCUCAUUGCCCUGUUCAUCACUGUUUUAAUCUUCAUCACAAACAGAACGAUCAGAGCAGAUGUGUCCAUGAAGAUCCAUAUCAACCUGGCCGUUGCGCUGAUUCUGCUCAAUGUACAUUUCAUCAACAUCGACCAUGUGCCACAGUCUUCCACUGGGCUUUGCCUGUACAUGGCUCUAUUUGUUCAUUAUUCUCUGCUGGCCACUUUCAGCUGGAUGGCCUUGGAGGGCUUCCACAUCUACCUUCUUUUAGUCAAAGUCUUCAAUAUAUAUAUCAAGAAAUACCUGCUCAAACUCGCUUUGGUGGGAUGGGGUAUUCCUGCAAUCAUUGUGUCCCUGGUGGUCAUCAUAGACAGAGACGCAUAUGGUCGUGUUGUUUUGGACUCAUCUAACCCCAACAGCACUGAAAUAUGCUAUAUAGCCAACAACACAGUCAAAAUGGUGACUACGGUGGGAGUAUUUUGCUUUGUGUUCAUCUUUAACGUGACCAUGUUUGCGUUGACAGUCAGAAGUGUGUUGAGUCUCCGCCCUCCUGAAGAGAGUAACUAUAACAGAGCCAAGAAAGACAUCUGUACCCUGAUGGGUGUCACCACUCUGCUCGGGAUAACCUGGGGCCUGAUCUUUUUCUCGUUUGGCUACCUGUCCACCGCUGGCCUCUACCUCUUCUGCAUCCUGAACUCACUGCAAGGUGUCUUCAUCUUACUGUGGUUUGUGAUGUCUUGGAGAAAGAACAGAAACUCAGCAUCUGUGAGCACAACAAACACCACCAGCAGCUAAGG
This is a messenger RNA of Paralichthys olivaceus (Japanese flounder), 1373 nucleotides long. RefSeq names its product adhesion G-protein coupled receptor G1-like. Gene Ontology annotation, cellular component: plasma membrane. Gene Ontology annotation, molecular function: G protein-coupled receptor activity. The record is from RefSeq and is a predicted model, not a curated record. Gene Ontology annotation, biological process: adenylate cyclase-activating G protein-coupled receptor signaling pathway; cell surface receptor signaling pathway. Lineage: Eukaryota; Metazoa; Chordata; Actinopteri; Pleuronectiformes; Paralichthyidae.